AUGAGCCAUCGCAGUCGAACUCUCCUCCUAACCCUCGACGCCUUCGGCACAGUCUUCCACCCGCGCCGCCCGGUCCCAGACCAAUACGCCGAGGCCGCGCACGCCUUCGGCCUCCCCCGCUCAACCAUCACCCCCGACCGCCUCAAAGCAGCCUUCAAAUCAACCUUCAAGAAACAGUCGCAGGCCCGCCCAAACUACGGCCGCGAGGAUGUCCUGCGCGGCCGGUAUGGCGGGCCACGGCAGUGGUGGGAGGAGGUCAUCCGGGGGAGUUUCGCGCAGGCACUGACGUCAAGGGGACAGGGUGGUAGCAGCGCAGUCGACGGGGGCGUGGACGUCACCGUGCCCGAUGCGCUGGUGGCGCAUCUUCUGGAUCGCUUCGCGGGUCGCGAGGGGUAUACGCUUUUCGACGACGUGGCGCCAUUUCUUGCGGUGGUAAGGGCGGUGAAGAGCGGGCGUCGGCGGCUUGGGCCGUUUGAGCGCGUGCUUGUGGGUGUGAUUUCGAAUUCGGAUGAUCGGGUUCCUGCGGUGCUGAGGUCGUUGGGGGUGGCGGUGGGUGACGUGCGGGCUGAUCAGGGGGUUGAGAGUAUGCGGUUGCCUGGAUUUGAGGAGAGGGAUGCCAACCGCAAGAAUGCGUCUACAAUAGAUCAAGUGGAUGAUGUCGAUCUGGUGAUUACCAGCUACGAGGCGGGCGAGGAGAAGCCGAGUCGGGUCGUUUUCGACGUGGCGAGGAGGCAGGCUCGACGCUUGCUUGGGGACGAGGGCGAGUCGGGUGACGACUGGGUUUGUGUCCAUGUUGGGGAUGACUUUGACAAGGACUAUCAGGCUGCCUUGACUGCUGGGUGGGAUGGGUACUAUCUUCCUCGGGGGCCCGCUCAUGGCACGCAAGGUAACAAGACUAUCCACUCGCUUAUGGAUCUGAUUCCAGAGCUCGAAGCAUACAGAUGA
This is a messenger RNA of Aspergillus viridinutans, 945 nucleotides long. RefSeq lists its product as uncharacterized. The transcript has a single exon. Lineage: Eukaryota; Fungi; Ascomycota; Eurotiomycetes; Eurotiales; Aspergillaceae. The coding region runs from base 1 to 945 and encodes 314 amino acids. The record is from RefSeq and is a predicted model, not a curated record.